Westerdykella ornata is the source of this 2715-nucleotide messenger RNA. Its product is annotated as kinase-like protein. The record is from RefSeq and is a predicted model, not a curated record. Gene Ontology annotation, cellular component: cytoplasm; nucleus. Gene Ontology annotation, biological process: peptidyl-threonine phosphorylation; peptidyl-serine phosphorylation. NCBI's taxonomy places the organism in Eukaryota, Fungi, Ascomycota, Dothideomycetes, Pleosporales, Sporormiaceae. The coding region runs from base 1 to 2715 and encodes 904 amino acids. The transcript has 7 exons. Gene Ontology annotation, molecular function: protein serine/threonine kinase activity; protein tyrosine kinase activity; ATP binding.
AUGGACCAGCAGUGGUCUUCUUACAACGAUUCAGCGGCCGCGAGCCGCCAGGCGCGUUAUGCCCCGCACACCAUGUCCUCUCAGCAUUCGCAAAGGGAAUCCAACCCCCCUCCUCCUCAGAUCAAGCAAGAAGCGUACGCCCCACCCUCGGCACCUUCACGAACAAAUUCAAUGCCCCUUCAGUCACCAGGGGUGCAGCAUAAUCGCGGCGCAGAGUACAACGAUGGGGAUGGUGACGUCCGCAUGGAAGACGUAGACCCCUUCAAACAGCCAAAGCACAAUACAGCGCGGGCCCCAAACCAGCAACGGCAGUCCCAGCAAUUCCUGCAGUCAGAAGAUAGCGCCGCAGCUCGCAGGUAUUCGCCGAUGAACCUAUCACCUUCUUCGCCAUACAAUGGAAGCAGUCAGGCAUACACCAGCUUCUCUCCACAAACCCAAAGCAGUAGGCAAAGUCCGACGCGAAACAACCCAUAUAUAUCGCCUCCGAAUAGCUAUUACUCCCCUCCGAGUGAGUCGAACUUCCGACCCAAUUGUCAGCUUCCAUCUCGGCCCCAUGCGCCUCAACUUCCUCCUCUGCAAUCCGCAAUGAGCCCCGAUACGUAUUAUCCGCAAUCCGCAUCCGCGCAGCUCAACGCCGUAUUCAAUCGUGAAGCGCGCUCACCGCGUUCAGUGGAUCCUAACCCACGCCAGCUUCCCCCGCUUGGACGAGGGCCCGUGCCAAGAUUCAAGAGAUGCAACAAUACUGCGGAGCUUGAACCCAAGAUCAAUACUCAACCGCCAUUUCGCCGUGCUGCGCCUGAUGGGGGAUUUAUAAGCCCGCUGCAAGCGCUGACAACGCAUCUCCCAUCUACCUACCGAAUAUGUAACCCUAACUUCAAAUACGAGUCUGCCCGGAACCCCCGCCGUGUCCUCACGAAACCCAGCAAAGGCGUGAAGAACGAUGGCUACGACAACGAGGAUAGCGAUUACAUAUUAUACGUCAACGAUAUCCUUGGAUCGGAAGAGUCGGGACACAAAAACCGCUAUCUGAUCCUUGAUGUCCUUGGGCAGGGCACAUUCGGGCAGGUUGUGAAAUGCCAAAACCUGAAGACGCAGGAGGUGGUGGCGGUUAAAGUCAUCAAGAAUCGGACAGCCUACUUUAACCAGAGCAUGAUGGAGGUUUCCGUGUUGGAUCUGCUGAACAAGCAGAUGGACAAGAAUGACGAUCACCACUUGUUGAGGUUGAAGGAUACUUUUAUCCAUCGACAGCAUCUUUGCUUGGUGUUUGAGUUGUUGAGCGUCAAUCUUUACGAGUUGAUCAAGCAAAAUCAAUUCCGCGGAUUGUCGACAACGUUGGUACGGGUGUUUGCCCAGCAGUUACUGACGGGCCUGGCUUUGCUUGGGAAGGCCAAACUAAUACACUGUGAUUUGAAGCCGGAGAAUAUCCUGCUCAAGAAUCUUGAGAGUCCAAUAAUCAAGAUCAUUGAUUUUGGUUCUGCUUGCGAUGAGCGGCAGACUGUCUAUACUUAUAUUCAGUCACGAUUCUAUCGGUCGCCCGAGGUUCUACUCGGUUUGCCGUACUCAGCGGCCAUCGACAUGUGGUCACUUGGAUGCAUCGUUGUCGAACUCUUCUUGGGGCUCCCAUUAUUCCCCGGAUCCUCAGAGUAUAACCAAGUUGCGAGAAUAACGGAAAUGCUCGGAUUGCCGCCGACAUGGAUGUUGGAAAUGGGAAAGCAGUCCAGCCAGUUCUUCGAGCGAUACCAAGACGAAUAUGGCCGUAAGACAUAUCGGCUGAAGUCUAUGGAGCAGUAUUCUAGAGAGCAUAACACGAAAGAGCAGCCGAGCAAGAAGUACUUCACCGCGACCACGUUGCCAGAUAUCAUUAAGAAUUACCCUAUGCCGCGGAAGGGUAUGAAGCCUGCGGAGAUCGAGAGAGAAAUGGCGAAUCGCGAGGCUUUCAUCGAUUUUGCACAAGGCUUGUUGAACCUCAAUCCUCUGGAACGAUGGACACCGAACCAGGCAAAACUGCAUCCUUUCAUCACGCAGCAGAAGUUCACCGGCCCUUUUGUACCACCAAUGACUCUGCGAUCGGGCUCGAAUCGGUCACCUGCGCCUGGUGUGCAGGAACAGCAACGGUACGAGGGAAUGCACAAGCAGCGUGCUCAGGCACAGGCCGCUCAGGUUCAAGCUGCCCAACAGCAAGCAGCUCAGGCCCAGGCUCACGCACAAGCGCAGAGUGCAGCAUACGCUAACAUGCAGAUGAACCCAUAUGCCGCGCAGAGUCCGCACGCACAGAAUCCGAACAUGUACAGCAACAUGUACAGCCCGAACCAUCAAGGGGCUCCUCCUCCGUACCCCGCACAAGGACAAUAUGGUCAACAAAUGAACAUGGCGCAAUCCCAACAGGCACGUCCGUAUAACCAGUCUCAAAACCUCUACGCACAAGCGACCACUCGGGCAGGCAGACAACGCGCGUCCACCAUGGAUCUCCAGCAGUCGGGAAUUGCGCCUGCCAUCCAGCGAGUGAUGAACCACCUCGACCCUAACGCGCCGAUCCGACUACAACCAUCGCCUGCGUAUUAUCCACCUCCGCCAGAGGGUGCACCAGAAAGUGCAAAUCGGCGGAGAGGGUCGAGAGGGACCAAUCAGCAUGGCCGAGGAAACCGAGACUUUAUUAGGACGCUGGAAGACCGGACGCUCGAAGAAGGCUUUUUGAGUCAGAAUCAUUGGCAAUGA